CCUCUCAGCCUCGCUCCUGCAAGGAUUCCCGUGCAUCCCAGACAGUGAUCUUCCUGCUGCCGACAUCCUCGCCUUCGCCCAGGGGCUGCAGAACAGAACAGCGGAGCUGAGCAGUGCCCAGCUCUCCUGCCUGGCCAGGCUGCUCGCUGCCAAGAACCUGACGGCUGAUUUUGACAGGUACCCGUCAGACCUGCUGCUCCUCUUCGACUUGUCCAAGGUGCGUGGUGGGACCUGUGAAGAGUUUUAUGCCCGGGAUUCCCAUGGGAACCUGGAGCUGCUGCCCAGGGGCUCAGCGCAGCGCACGGGGCUGCUCCGUGGGGCACUGGCCUGUCUGGGGGUGAGGAGCAGCCGCCUGCGCGCGGAGCAGCUCAGCAGCCUCGGGGCCCUGGUGUGUGACAUGGAGCCAGACACCAUCACAGCCUCCGAUCCCAGUAUCCUGGAGAACCUGAAGCUCUGCUCAGCACUGACGGGGGCCCAGCAGGAUGCUCUCAAUGCUGUGCUCCUCAGUGGGAACACAGCGUACGGGGAUCCUUCCAGCUGGGAUCUACAGACUCUGCAAAACCUGGGCCCGCUCGUGCUGGCUCUGAACCAGACCACGCUGAGCUCAGUGGCCAAGGCAGCACGGGAGGCUUUCAGCGGUAGCAUCGUGGCUGCGUACAGCAAACAGGGACGUUCCCAGCGGGAGAAGUCCCUGAAUCUCCUCAGAGCCUUCACAGCGGCAUCGGAUUCAUCACAUCCCAGGCAGAAGCGGAGCGCUGACCGCUGCCUGUCUGCACCCAUCACAGCCAGCAACAUCGAUGACCCGUUCUUAAUCAUUGACUACGACACCAGGGAACAGUUUGACCUGUGCCUCAGCAAUGAGCUUGUGAAAGAAAACCUGACUCUUCUGCUGCAGCAGCCGUUCCCCACAGACUACCUGGAGGUCGUGAGGAAGAAGCUGGAUCAGAUCUACCCAUCGGGGAUCCCGGAUGAGCAGCUGAAGCUGUUGGGACCACUGUCCCGGCGGUACUCAGCAGAGGAGAUCAGCCGGUGGAUGGUGACGUCCAGUGACACGCUCUCAAUCCUGCUCAACCCCUCGGAUGGGAUGUGGGACAUCCGCCAGAUCCGGCAGCUGCUCAACAGGUUCCUGUCUCUGGGAGGCAUCUUGACCGGCCCUUUGCUCCAGCAAAUCGGUGGACGACUCGUGUGUGAUCUGCAGGAGAAGCAGAUCCAGCAGAUACCUCCAGAAGCAAUCAGGACCUCUGGACAACUGAACAUCUCUCCCUGCUCUCAAACCAAGAAGGACCAGCUCUACAGAAAAGCCCGGGAGGCUUUUGCUGACCUGGUCAGCACCCCCAAGGCCUAUUACUGCAGGAUUCGGCCAUACCUGGGUGGAGCUCCAGCAGAGGACCUGAAACACUUGGCUGCAGCCGGCGUUGCCAUAGACAUGGACAUCAACACCUUUCUUGCCCUGAAUCCCAGUGAGCUGCAGGUAUAUCCCCCCGGAGCGCUGCUGCUCUUUUCCGUGCUGCAGAGCAGGAAAG
Messenger RNA from Nestor notabilis (Kea), 1523 nucleotides. RefSeq names its product mesothelin (gene MSLN). NCBI's taxonomy places the organism in Eukaryota, Metazoa, Chordata, Aves, Psittaciformes, Psittacidae. The record is from RefSeq and is a predicted model, not a curated record. Gene Ontology annotation, biological process: cell-matrix adhesion. The transcript has 11 exons. The annotation marks the transcript as partial. Gene Ontology annotation, cellular component: cell surface.